CGGAAUUAUUCAUUUAUGGGGUUGUUAGCCGCCAAACUCGGCAUUUCAGGGACUAUGAAGCUCGAUGUUUGGCUUGAUAGCCCAGGUAUCACGUGUCCAUCUAGACCAUCUAGACUAGACGUAGGUUCCAUUAUGCGUUACACAGGGCCACUUAUACAUUUAAUAGAAAGUAGUAAUGCAGAUGUGAAUUUCAAAGUGUUAUGUGAGACAAAUACUACAACUAAACCUACAGCAACAUCGGACCCAUCAAAUACACAAUCUGUGAUCAGUUCAACACUGUCUUCUUUGAAAGCAGCACCAGUUUCAGUUACAUCAGGAGGCUCGGACUGGCAGUUGUGCUUUGACAAAUGUUACUACCUAACUAGUAAAAUCAAGGUUACGUUCGAAGAUCAGAAGGCAGUUUGUCAGUCAAUGGGAAGCAGGCCUGUUGACUUUGGUUCAAAACAAGAACAAACUCUGGCGGCGGAGCUAUCUACGUACCGGCUUGUCAAGUUUGAUGGUCAGCCGUACUGGAUAAAUAAAAGAAACACUGUAAACAAUACUGGUAUACCGUCCUGUAGAACAAUCACGUUUUCUGGAAACGGUAUUCAUCUGGAACAAGAUGUGUCAUGCUCGGCGUUAUCACAUCCGUUCUGUGAGAACGACAUAUCGUUUUGUCAGUCUUCGAGGAAAAAUAACACAUUAACGCAUGAUUGGGUGAAAGUCGGACAAAGCAACUAUUACCAUUUGUCAUACUCCACUCACACAUAUUGCGACGCAAAGACCUUCUGUCAGAAAGUAUUGCAUGGUAAAAUAGCAAGUGUCGGAAAUCAUUCAUUUAUGGGGUUGUUAGCCAUCAAACUUGGCAUUUCAGGGACAACGAAGCUCGAUGUUUGGCUUGAUAGCUCUGGUAACUCGUGCCCGUCUGGAUCUGGCUUAGGUAAUGUAAUGCGAUACACAGGACCGUUGGUACAUCUGAUAGAAAUGAGGAAUACAUCAGAAAACUUCAGAGUGUUGUGUGAGACAAAUACUAUCACAAAUUCGACACAGAUAACAAGUUCCUUACAAACAACAAUUACAACUAGAACUACAAAACCGAUAAGACAUUCAACAACGCAUUUAGCAACAGUAAAGUCUAGCACUUCAACUCGUAUUCCACAGACAUAUACAGUAUCUCCGUCUACACAAUCAGGGGUUCCACAAACGACACAGUAUCAAUCGUCAUCGACAACACGACUGCAAUCAGCGCUGGUAUCACGACAAGCGACAUCAGCAAAACGACCACAAUCGAUAUCAACAACCCCACAACAGUUGGCUUUGACAAUUACACAGCAAGAGGCAUCAGCCACGCUAAAACAAUCGACAACGACAACACUUCUACAAUCGGCAUCGACAGCUGAUCAUCAAGCGACAUCGACAACACAAGCACAGCCACAAGUGGAAUCGUCGACAAGAAUACAAACAACAUCCACAACAGGAUUACAAGCGGUAUCGAUAACACGAAUACAAGCAGCGUCCACGACAAAAUCAUCAGCGGCAUCAACAACAUCGCAACACGCGACGAAACCAGCUGCUAUGUCUUCAGUGCCUCGACAUAGGGAGGCUAAGAAACUUGCAGUAUCAAGAACAUCAGAUCCAGAAUGGCUUAAAGUUAGUCUGAAUGAAUAUUUCAUUAACUACAAGAGCAGCACAUACCGACAAAGCGGACAUAUUUCAACAAACUACUUCAAAAUUUUACCUAAUUCUAAUGCAGACUCGUUCUGGAUUGGCGCUCAUACGGUUCGAGAUGAAGAACCCAGUGAUACAGGAAUUACAUACAUACCGUAUAAGAAUGAACCCGUCCGCUUCUCGUUGACGAAAGAACAGGUACAGGGUAUGUGGAAGGAAUUACGACAACAACGAAAUGCAAAUAAAAACGCCAAAAGCCCUUAAAGGGAAAGGAAUGUUGUUAGCAACAAGGAACAAAAUGGCGAAUUUAUGGAAUUUCUAGAUACAUAUUUAAAGUGUAUUUACUUAUUUCUGUAAAAUAAUUUCUCUAUUUUUUCUAGCUAAAAUGAAAAAAAAAUAUUAUGUUUUACACCUUACAUUCAAGAAACAUAUGAAGUUAAUAUAUAUUUAAAAGGUAAUUUGCUAAAUAAAGAAUUCAGUAGUGUGUAAAUGAUGUCAUAAACACAGUAAAAUGGCAUGAACAAUCUUUGAAGAGGGUCACCAAAGAACAUUUCAGUGAAACAUUUUAUGAAAUCUGGCCAAGAUUUCUGACAAGAAGAUUUCAGUUGUUUUCCUUUCCGUUGUCAGAAUGUCUGCUUUGAACAACUAGUAGGACUAUCCAUGCUAAGUUUCAUCGCCUUUUAUAAAUUAUAGUUGUUCUACAGAAAUGAUGAAGUCGACGGACGGACGACGAAGGGUGGGCACGCCUUGAGCACUUUGUACUCUGCUUUGAGCAUUUCAUGUUCUGGUGUAUAGAAAGUUUAAUUUCACUUGAAUGGUUGAGUGCACAAUGUUGAAUGUUCUGAUGUAGAAGGGCAUAACUAAAAAAAAAUCAAACAUGAAAGUCCUGAAAAUGUGCGCAUGCCCAAUUCACUGUAAUGAUGUUUACCAAGUGUCAUUUCAAUUGGAUAGAAACUGUAGGAUGGAGCUGAGUGCUUAAAGUUCAUAGGAAUGAAAAAAUAGGGAGACGGACGGACUGAUGGACGGAUAGUUCAAACAUUAUGUGCCACUCGGGCGAUAGACACAGGAUGCAUAAACGUA
This is a messenger RNA of Mercenaria mercenaria, 2727 nucleotides long. RefSeq lists its product as uncharacterized. The coding region runs from base 16 to 1911 and encodes 631 amino acids. NCBI's taxonomy places the organism in Eukaryota, Metazoa, Mollusca, Bivalvia, Venerida, Veneridae. The record is from RefSeq and is a predicted model, not a curated record. The transcript is spliced from 8 exons.